Molecule: messenger RNA, 618 nt
Organism: Naegleria gruberi
Lineage: Eukaryota; Heterolobosea; Eutetramitea; Acrasida; Naegleriidae
Exons: 1
Coding region: 1-618 (205 amino acids)
Molecular function (GO): protein binding
Source: RefSeq, a predicted model, not a curated record
AUGUCAUUACAACUCAUUCCACUCGAUACCAUCACGAUCAUUGCUAAAUUUCUUUCAUUUUCCGAACAUCUCCAACUCAUGCUAAUCAAUACCAUUUGGUUCCAUCUUUUAAAUAGUGAUGAGAUGUGGAGAGGAAGAAUAACACAACUCGACUCUCAUCUUUCAAUUCAUGCCAAGUUGCUCAACAGGGAAGAACCCAUUAAACUCCAUGCAGAAAGUUCGAAUAUUAGAGAAAUUCUAAUGAAUAUUUAUAAAGAAACCAAGGAAUCGAUCGAUCUAGCAUAUAAAUUGAAAGAAUGUAAGAAAAUUAAAAAACUCAAAAACACUUGGAGUACUAAUUCGGAAGAAAUUGAAAACUUUACUAAAUUUUGUGAGAAUUUCAAAUUGGAGGAAUAUGCGAAUUUACUGAAAGAAUCAGAGCCAAUUAGAUGUUGCCUAGUUGGGCCACAUGCUAUUGGAAAGACCACUCUGUGUUAUUAUCUUCACCUUAGGAAUGAAAAAUCCAAAUUGGAAGAGUGGUUUUCUGGAUGGGGUCCCCAUUACUAUGAUUCGUGUGAUAUUGAUAGAAGUGAAGGUUAUUGUUUACAAUUAGUAGACACACCAGGUCAGGAAGAGUAA